CACUAAUUCUGCUCCACAACAACAAAAAGCAAAGCCGAAAACGGUACAAGUGGCUUUGUAAAUUCCAAUAUAAUUUUAUAAAAUAAACAAAAUGUCCAAAGACGAAAAGGAAAAAACGCAGAUAAUCGACAAGGACCUGGACCUGUCCAACGCCGGACGCGGUGUAUGGUUGGUGAAGGUGCCGAAAUAUAUUGCCCAGAAAUGGGAGAAAGCGCCCACGAACAUGGACGUGGGCAAGCUGCGGAUUAACAAGUCUCCUGGCCAAAAAGCACAGGUGUCACUCUCUCUCACGCCCGCCGUUUUAGCCCUGGAUCCUGAUGAGAAGAUUCCCACGGAGCACGUGUUGGACGUGUCACAGGUCACCAAGCAAACACUCGGGGUAUUCUCACAUAUGGCUCCAUCCGAUGGCAAAGAGAACUCUACUUCAACAGGGCAGUCAGAUAAUGAAAAGUUGUACAUGGAGGGCAGAAUUGUCCAGAAGCUGGAGUGCCGACCCAUCGCCGACAAUUGCUAUAUGAAGCUAAAACUGGAAUCUAUACGUAAGGCAUCGGAGCCGCAGCGCCGAGUCCAGCCCAUCGACAAGAUUGUUCAGAACUUCAAACCUGUCAAGGAUCAUGCACACAAUAUCGAAUAUCGGGAGCGUAAGAAGGCCGAGGGCAAAAAGGCGCGAGACGAUAAGAAUGCUGUGAUGGACAUGCUUUUCCACGCCUUCGAAAAGCACCAAUACUAUAAUAUCAAGGAUCUGGUCAAAAUCACCAACCAGCCCAUCAGCUAUCUCAAGGAGAUUCUAAAGGAUGUCUGUGAUUACAACAUGAAGAAUCCGCACAAAAACAUGUGGGAGCUUAAAAAGGAAUAUCGCCACUACAAGACUGAGGAGAAGAAAGAGGAGGAGCAUAAAUCCGGCAGCAGUGAUUCGGAAUAGAAUUUUAAUUAAAACGUAUUUAAGUGAUUGCAUGAUUUUGUUUUAUUUCGUCAGAGCUUAUGUUAUACUUAUGAAAAAACAUUAUACCUUACACUGAUUGUAAAUAGACAUUCGCUUGCACUCUGCUAAAUACAUACAUAUAUACACUGUA
Molecule: messenger RNA, 1073 nt
Organism: Drosophila eugracilis
Lineage: Eukaryota; Metazoa; Arthropoda; Insecta; Diptera; Drosophilidae
Gene: TfIIFbeta
Product: general transcription factor IIF subunit 2
Exons: 2
Coding region: 92-922 (276 amino acids)
Biological process (GO): transcription by RNA polymerase II; transcription initiation at RNA polymerase II promoter
Cellular component (GO): transcription factor TFIIF complex
Source: RefSeq, a predicted model, not a curated record